CUAAAAGGAGGCGAUUCUAACUCCGGCGCCCCUAGUUGAUUUCACCGUCCUAUAUAUUUUAGAGUGCAGGGCUGCCAUCAGCCGAGCCCUGUGUGCGUCUUUCCCUCUAGCUCUUUGUUUGUUUGUUUGGUGUGGGCAAGAGCCAGGAUGGAGAUGGAGAUGGAGAUGAGCCUCGGAGGAGGCAUGGAGUCAGGGGCAGCGUAUCUCUUCACGUUGGUGGCUUUGGUUGUGGGGUUCUUGGUGUACUUCUAUGCUCCCUACUGGGGGGUGAGGAAGGUGCCCGGACCUCCCACCACCCUCUUGGUUGGGCACCUUCCCUUGCUCGCCAAGCAUGGACCAGAUGUGUUCAGUAUCCUCGCCAAGACUUAUGGUCCCAUCUACAGGUUCCACAUGGGUAGGCAGCCUUUGAUAAUAGUCGCGGACGCAGAACUGUGCAAAGAGGUCGGGAUUAAGAAGUUCAAGAGCUUCUCCAACCGAAGCCUGCCUUCUCCCAUAUCUGGAUCUCCUCUCCACCAAAAAGGCCUUUUCUUCACAAGGGAUUCAAGGUGGUCAGCUAUGAAAAACACCAUAAUCUCCAUGUACCAACCUUCCCACUUAGCUAGCCUCAUCCCCACUAUGCAAUCCUACAUAGAGUCUGCAACUCGAAACCUCUCCAAAGCAGUAGAAGCAGAAGAAGACAUCACUUUCUCCGAUCUCUCCCUCGAACUUGCCACCGACGUCAUCGGCCAGGCAGCGUUCGGUGUCGACUUCGGCCUUUCCAAAGAAGGCUCCCCUGGUAAACCUAACAGAGAUGAUGAAGUCUCAGCCUUCAUCAAAGAGCACAUAUAUUCCACCACCUCCCUCAAAAUGGAUCUUUCUGGUUCUUUCUCCAUCAUAUUGGGCCUACUUAUCCCAAUCCUCCAAGAGCCGUUCAGGCAACUCCUCAGACGAAUACCAGGAGCCGCCGACAGGAAGAUGGACCAGACCAACCUAAAACUGAGCAACAGAGUGGGCAAGAUUGUCGCAAAGAGGGCUUGCGAGAAGGAAAGAGGGAGCAACGACUUCUUGUCAUCCAUAUUAAAUGCCAGGGAGUCGGACGGUGCAUCGAGGGACCUCUUCACCUCUGAGUACAUCAGUGCACUGACUUACGAGCACCUUCUUGCCGGGUCGGCAACCACUUCCUUCACGCUGUCAUCGAUUCUUUACUUGGUUUCCCAACAUCCAGAAGUCGAGAAAAAGUUGCUUCAGGAAAUUGAUGCAUUUGGGCCGUGUGAUCUGAUUCCUGCUGCGGAGGACCUUCAGCACAAAUUCCCCUACCUUGAUCAGGUGAUAAAAGAGGCAAUGAGGUUUUUUACAGUGUCACCAUUGGUUGCAAGGGAAGCAUCUCAGGAAGUGAAAGUUGGCGGCUAUGUUCUCCCAAAGGGUACAUGGGUCUGGCUAGCACUGGGAGUCUUGGCCAAAGACCACAAGAACUUCCCGGAGCCCAAUGUGUUCCGGCCGGAGAGGUUCGACCCUGCCUGCGAUGAAGAAAAGCGACGACAUCCCUACGCACACAUUCCGUUCGGGAUCGGACCGAGGGCCUGCAUUGGGCAGAAGUUCUCAUUGCAGGAGAUCAAGCUGUCAGUCAUACAUCUCUACCGCAACUUUGUUUUCAGGCACUCCCCUCAGAUGGAAAGCCCACUGGAAUUCCAAUAUGGCAUUGUGCUUAAUUUCAAGCACGGCGUCAAGCUUCAAGUCAUCAAGAGAUCCACUUUGUAGCAUCUGGAUUUGUGGUUGGUUGUUUGUUGCUCGAUUCUGGGAUCAUAGACUGUGCAACUUGUUCAGUAUUAUUGUUCUUAAACCUAUAAUCAAUGUAAUCAUCAGUAGGCUUUUGUUGAUU
This is a messenger RNA of Phoenix dactylifera (date palm), 1858 nucleotides long. RefSeq names its product cytochrome P450, family 711, subfamily A, polypeptide 1 (gene CYP711A1). The record is from RefSeq and is a predicted model, not a curated record. NCBI's taxonomy places the organism in Eukaryota, Viridiplantae, Streptophyta, Magnoliopsida, Arecales, Arecaceae. Gene Ontology annotation, molecular function: oxidoreductase activity, acting on paired donors, with incorporation or reduction of molecular oxygen; heme binding; iron ion binding.